GCUGAAGUGCCUGAAACUCCUAGGACUGUUUUUGCUGCUGAAGAAUUAAAAUCCCUCUCUGAAAACGAAGUUCUUUAUUUGAAGUUUAUUCAUUCCUAGAUUCACCAAAACCCCACGCCAAACCCCUUCACAUAACUUUUUUUUUUUCUUCUUUUCUUUCCUUCCCACUCUUUCUUUGGAGAUGGAUUUCCAAGUAGUGGUUUUAGCUGGUGGCACUUCAAAGAAUCUAACCCCCCUUGUCUCUAAGGAAGUGCCUAAACCGCUGCUUCCGGUAGCCAACCGCCCUGUUCUUUACUACGUUUUGCACCAAUUGGAACAAAGUAACCUUAAAGAUCUCAUUGUUGUGGUUGAAGGGAAAGAUGCAGCGCUUCUUGUUGGUGGUUGGAUAUCUGGGACUUUCGUUGAUCGUCUACAUGUUGAGAUUGCUGCAGUCCCUGAGGAUAUUGGAUCAGCUGGGGCAAUUAGGGCAAUCUCACACCACCUCACUGCAAAUGACAUUUUGGUUGUGAGUGGUGAUCUUGUUUCUGAUGUUCCUCCUGGUGCAGUUGCGGCCAACCAUAGGCGACAUGAUGCAGUAGUAACUGCAAUGCUUUGCUCUGUUCCUAUUAGUGGACCUUCAGAGUCGGGAUCCUCUGGUGGAAAAGACAAAACCAAGAAACCAGGAAGAUAUAACAUCAUUGGACUGGACCCUGGCAAACAGUUUUUAUUACAUAUAGCAACAGGAGCCGAAAUUGAGAAAGAUACUCGACUUCAGAAGCGCAUUCUCCGAGCAGUAGGCGAGAUGGAAAUUCGAUCUGAUCUGAUGGAUGCUCAUAUGUAUGCAUUCAAGAGGUCUGUCCUGCAAGAAGUUUUAGACCGAAAGGAUACAUUGCAAAGCUUGAAACAAGAUGUACUUCCUUAUCUUGUCCGGAGCCAGCUGAAAUCAGAGGCCUUAUUAAAUAGAAUUCCACGAGCAGAAGAAAAUGGUAAUGAGAAGGUUAGUUCCCAGAACAAUCAAGUAAUGGUCUCUCAAAUCCUCGCUAAUGCAUCUACCCCUAGCUUUCAUGAUCUCUGCUCCGUGAGUCAUGAUGGUUCUGCCCCUAUUCGGAAAACCCAUAAAUGCUGUGCUUAUAUUGCAAGCAGCAGCAGUUAUUGUGCGCGCUUAAAUUCCAUCCAAGCAUUCAUGGACAUCAAUCGAGAUGUCACUGGUGAGGCAGAUCAUCUGCUAAGCUCCAUCUCAGAUCAUAAUAAUAUUGUAGGUCCUUCAACGAAGCUUGGAACAAAAACUACUGUGGGACCACACUGUAUGCUGGGAGAAGGUUCAGAAAUGGGUGACAAAUGCCAAGUAAAACGAUCUGUAAUUGGCCGUCACUGCCGGAUAGGUUCCCAUGUGAAGGUUGUCAAUUCGGUUGUAAUGAAUCAUGUUACCAUUGGCGAUGGCUGCAUAAUACAAGGUUCCGUGAUUUGCAGCAAUGUACAGCUUCAAGAACGUGUUGUAUUGAAAGAUUGCCAAGUUGGAGCAGGUUUUGUAGUUACUGCCGGAAGUGAGUAUAAGGGAGAAUCUUUGGCUAGAAAAGAGAAAUGAGUGAGGCUAUAUCCCAAAAUUGGAAGAAAAAUGCCAAUCUCGACCCAUCUCAGUUUUGCCUUGCUUUUCAGACAUACUAUUUGGGAACUGCUGCUGCUAGGAAAACGUGAUUAUUGGCAAGUGAAUGGAAGGCAGAACCCAAUGAGUGAUUUCCUGCUUCCGUUUGAUUUUCUUCUGAAUAGUUGUGUUACUUGUACGUGAUGAGCUCAACCCUAUGUAUUUUUGAUCGACUAAAGGGGGAUAUAUAGUCUAGCCCAAUUUUGGCUUAUUUGUUCAAAUUUUACAAGUAUUAAGAAAAGGAAAGCCCUAAUCGUAUUCUCAUUCAAUGCCGUUUGGGGUACACAGUUUUCUUAUUAA
Theobroma cacao (cacao) is the source of this 1921-nucleotide messenger RNA. RefSeq names its product transferases/nucleotidyltransferase. Gene Ontology annotation, cellular component: eukaryotic translation initiation factor 2B complex; guanyl-nucleotide exchange factor complex. Gene Ontology annotation, biological process: cytoplasmic translational initiation; biosynthetic process. The record is from RefSeq and is a predicted model, not a curated record. Gene Ontology annotation, molecular function: guanyl-nucleotide exchange factor activity; translation initiation factor activity. NCBI's taxonomy places the organism in Eukaryota, Viridiplantae, Streptophyta, Magnoliopsida, Malvales, Malvaceae.